Molecule: messenger RNA, 666 nt
Organism: Rhodotorula toruloides NP11
Lineage: Eukaryota; Fungi; Basidiomycota; Microbotryomycetes; Sporidiobolales; Sporidiobolaceae
Exons: 3
Coding region: 1-666 (221 amino acids)
Source: RefSeq, a predicted model, not a curated record
AUGCUCGCUUUUCGCACCUUCGCCUUGCUUCUCCCCGUCUUCCUCGCCUGUGCAACUCCCCUCCCCCAGACCAUCGCGAACCCAAGUCUCGCCAUCGUCCCGGCUUCUCCAGCCGUUCCCGCCUCUCCGGCUAUCCAGUCUCCCAUUGCACUCGCACCCUCGUCCUCCACAAUCGCCUCGGCAGCACAACCGAGCCAGACCCUUGACCCGCAAGAGAUCAAGGCGCUCGGCGGUCUACUCGACUCGCUCGACGGCUUUCAAAACGCCACCGGGACGACGGACGGAUCCACCGAAAAGGACUUGAACGAGGCGGGCGUCAGUCCUGCGAGCGUCGCGCGGCCCAGCGGGACUCUCGGGAGCGGCUGGGAUCUCUCGAGCAUCAUUAAGCAACUUUCGACAGCCUCGGCACCUUCAAUGGCUUCAACGGCCGCCUCACCUGCGUCGCCCGCCUCGCCCGCCUCGAACACCGUCCCCGUCGUAGCGAACAAUGCCGUCUCUCCUGCCAACUCGCUCGUCCAGCAGCCGUCGCUCGUCCAGCAGCCGACGCAAGUGACUGCUGCUCCUUCCAGCGGCGUCUUUGACCAGGACGCGUUUCUCGCCGGCGCAAGCUUCGACGCUCCGGCAACUGCGACAGGCGCCGCACCUCAAACCGUUGUCACCGCCUGA